This is a messenger RNA of Enhydra lutris kenyoni (northern sea otter), 5664 nucleotides long. RefSeq names its product ribosomal RNA processing 12 homolog. The record is from RefSeq and is a predicted model, not a curated record. Lineage: Eukaryota; Metazoa; Chordata; Mammalia; Carnivora; Mustelidae. The transcript is spliced from 34 exons. Bases 87 to 3986 code for a protein of 1299 amino acids.
ACAGUCUACUUAUCCACGUGGGUUCUGCGCGUGUUUCCCGGUCCCUUGUAGCCGGAGCUUUAAGCUCUGUCCCCGGCAUAGUCGACAUGGGUCGCUCGGGGAAGUUGCCCUCUGGUGUCUCGGCCAAGUUAAAACGCUGGAAGAAAGGCCAUAGUAGCGACAGCAACCCUGCCAUCUGCCGCCACCGCCAGGCUGCCCGCAGCCGCUUCUUCAGCCGGCCCUCAGGAAAAAGCGACCUGACUGUUGAUGCGGUGAAGUUGCAUAAUGAGCUGCAGUCCGGGUCCCUGCGUGUGGGCAAAAGCGAAGCCCCUGAGACGGCCAUGGAAGAGGAGUGGGGGGCCGCUCUCACGGAGAAGUCCUCGGGCACCUUCCUGAGCGGCCUCUCGGACUGCACAAAUGUCACCUUCAGCAAAGUGCAGCGCUUCUGGGAGUCCAACUCAGCUGCGCACAAGGAGAUCUGUGCUGUUCUGGCUGCUGUCACUGAGGUGAUUCGCUCCCAGGGAGGGAAGGAGACAGAGACUGAGUACUUCGCUGCACUGAUGACAACAGUGGAGGCAGUGGAGUCCCCCGAGUCUCUGGCUGCUGUCGCUUACCUGCUGAACCUUGUCCUGAAGCGUGUGCCCAGUCCUGUACUCAUUAAGAAGUUUUCCGACACCUCCAAGGCCUUCAUGGACAUCAUGGCAGCCCAGACCAACAGUGGCUCCACCUCUGCCCUCCGAUGGGUCCUCUCCUGCCUGGCCACCCUUCUGCGGAAGCAGGACCUGGAGGCCUGGAGCUACCCUUUGACCCUGCAAGUGUACCAGGGGCUGCUGAGCUUCACGGUGCACCCGAAGCCCAAGAUCCGGAAGGCUGCCCAGCACGGCGUGUGCUCCGUCCUCAAGGGCAGUGAGUUCAUGUUCGGUGAAAAAGCCCCUGCCCAUCAUCCUGCUGCCGUUUCCACGGCCAAAUUCUGCAUCCAGGAGAUUGAGAAGUCUGGAGGCUCUAAGGAGGCCACCACCACACUACACAUGCUGACGCUGCUGAAGGACGCGCUGCCCUGCUUCCCAGAAGGCCUGGUCAAGAGCUGCAGUGAGACCCUUCUCAGGGUCAUGACCUUGAGCCAUGUGCUGGUGACAGCCUGUGCCAUGCAGGCCUUCCACAGCCUCUUCCUUGCCAAGCCCAGCCUAGGCACCCUGUCAGCAGAGCUCAACGCCCAGAUCAUCACGGCCUUAUAUGAUUAUGUUCCCAGCGAGAAUGACUUACAACCCCUGCUGGCCUGGCUUAAGGUCAUGGAGAAAGCUCACAUCAACCUGGUCAGACUGCAGCGGGACCUGGGGCUGGGCCACCUCCCUCGCUUUUUUGGAACCGCGACCACUUGCCUCCUCUCCCCACACUCGCAGGUGGUGACAGCUGCCACUCAGAGCCUUCAGGAGAUCCUGAAGGAAUGUGUCGCUCCCCACAUGGCCAGCAUUGGUUUCGUGACCUCUUCAGCCUCUGGCCCUGCCCAGCAUGUCUUCAAGAUGUUCAGGGCAGUGGAGGAAGGCCUGACAUACAGAUUCCACGCAGCCUGGAGCUCCGUGUUGCAGCUGCUGUGUGUCUUCUUCCAGGCCUGCGGGAGGCAGGCCCAUCCUGUGAUGAAGAAGUGCCUCCAGUCCCUGUGUGACCUGCGUCUCUCCCCGCACUUCCCUCACACGGCGGCUCUGGAUCAGGCCGUGGGGGCAGCGGUGGCCAGCAUGGGACCCGAGGUGGUUUUAGAGGCUGUGCCUUUGGAAAUUGACGGCUCUGAGGAGACUCUGGAUUUCCCACGGAGCUGGCUGCUGCCUGUCAUCCGGGACCACGUCCAGAAAACACGACUUGGUUUCUUCACCACCUAUUUCUUACCCCUGGCUACCACCCUGAAGAACAAAGCAACGGAUCUGGCCCAGGCUGGCAGGACAGUGGAGUCCAAGAUCUACGAUACACUCCAGUGGCAGAUCUGGACCCUCCUGCCUGGGUUCUGCAUGAAGCCCACGGAUGUGGCCGCCUCCUUCAAAGGGCUGGCGCGGACACUGGGCACGGCCAUCAGUGAGCGCCCAGACCUAAGGGUCACUGUGUGCCAAGCCCUGCGCACCCUCGUCACCAAGGGCUGUGAGGCGGAGGCCGACCGUGUGGAGGUGAGCCGUUUUGCCAAGAACUUUCUGCCAAUCCUCUUCAACCUAUACGGGCAACCUGUUGCAGCUGGGGACACCCCAGCCCCCCGCCGGGCUGUGCUGGAAACAGUCAAAACUUACCUGACCAUUACAGACCCUCAGUUGGUGAACAGCUUCCUGGAAAAGGCCAGCGAGAAGGUGCUGGACUCUGCUAGCUCUGACUUCACCAGAUUGUCUGUGUUGGAUCUGGUUGUGGCCUUGGCUCCCCACGCGGAUGAAGCUGCCAUCGGCAAGCUGUACUCCACCAUCCGGCCCUACCUGGAGAGCAAGGCCCACGGAGUACAGAAGAAGGCCUACCGGGUGCUGGAGGAGGUGUGCGCCUGUUCCCAGGGCCCUGGGGCCCGCUUCGUGCAGAGCCACCUGGACGACCUGAAGGCGACCCUGCUGGACUCGCUGCAAGGCACCUCCUCACCUGCCAAGAGGCCCCGUUUGAAGUGCCUCAUACAUAUCGUGAAGAAGCUGUCCGCUGAACACGAGGAGUUCAUCACUGCCCUCGUCCCGGAGGUGAUCUUGUGCACCAAGGAGGUGUCGGUGGGGGCUCGGAAGAACGCUUUUGCCCUGCUGCUGGAGAUGGGCCGUGCUUUCCUUCGGUUUGGCCCAAACCAAGAAGAAGCCCUGCAGCGCUACCUCGUCCUGAUCUACCCUGGCCUCGUGGGCGCUGUGACCAUGGUCAGCUGCAGCAUCCUGGCCCUGACCCACCUCCUGUUUGAGUUUAAAGGUCUCAUGGGGACCAGCACGAUCGAGCAGCUGCUGGAGAACGUGUGCUUGCUCUUGGCUUCCCGCACCCGUGAUGUGGUCAAGUCAGCACUGGGCUUCAUCAAGGUGGCAGUAGCGGUCAUGGAUGUGGCGUGCCUGGCCAAACACGUGCCGCUGGUGAUGGAGGCCAUUGGGAAGCUUUCAGACGACAUGCGGCGGCACUUCCGCAUGAAGCUUCGGAACCUGUUCAUCAAGUUCAUCCGCAAGUUCGGGUUUGAGCUGGUGAAGGGGCUGCUGCCCGAGGAGUACCACAAGGUCCUGGUGAACAUUCGGAAGGCAGAGGCCCGCGCCAAGAGGCACCGUGCUCUGAGCCAGGCUGCCGAGGAAGAGGAGCAGGAGGAGGAAGAGGAGUCUGCCCAGGGCAAAGGCGACAGCAUCGAGGAGAUUCUGGCCGACUCGGAGGAGGAGGAGGAGGAAGAAGAGGAAAGGAGCCAGGCCAAGGAGCGCCGGAGGCUGGCCCGACAGAGGAGCCGGGCGUGGCUGAAGGAGGGUGGUGGAGAUGAGCCGCUCAACUUCCUGGACCCUAAGGUGGCCCAGCGAGUCCUCGCCACACAGCCUGGGCCUGGCCGGGCCAAGAAGAAGGACCACGGCUUCAAGGUGAGCGCCGAUGGCCGCCUCAUCAUCCGGGAGGAGGACGAGGACGAUGCUGUCACGGCCAGGACGGAGGAGGAGGAAGGCACGAAAGGGGAGGACGAAGAGAUGACUGACGUGAUGGAAGACAUGGGUGUCAGGAGUAAGAAACACCAGAAGCUCAAGCAUCAGAACGAGGCUGACGAUGAGGAGCUAGAAAUGCCACCUCGGUACCAAGCUGGAGGCUCUGGCAUCCACCGCCCUGUGGCCAAGAAGGCUAUGCCUGGGGCCGAGUACAAGGCCAAGAAAGCAAAGGGUGACGUGAAGAAGAAAGGUCGGCUCGACCCCUACGCCUACAUCCCCCUCAACAGAACCAAGCUCAACCGCAGGAAGAAGGUGAAGCUGCAGGGACAGUUCAAAGGCCUGGUGAGAGCUGCCCAGCGGGGAUCCCAGGUGGGACACAAACUCCGCAGGAAGGAUCGUCGGCCCUGAAGCCCCGGGGCCCCCAGAGCUGCUCUGUGACCCCGCCUAAGGUCCCCCUGCAGCUCCCGAUGCUCGAGGUUCUGGCACAGCCUGGACUCAGAAUGACUUAUUGGACGGGGCUUGGCUUCCAGAGAGGCACCCAGGAUUUUGGGAGCUCCAAACUGGAGUUGCCCCUCAGAGAUGUCCCUAAGGCCUAGGGAUGGGAAUGUGGUCUCACUGCCUCCAAGAAGGCUGGUGAGGCCGCUGUGGUUCCUGUGCAGGUGACCAUGCACCAGAGCACCUUCCUGUGCAGGUGACGGUGCGCCAGAGCAGAGCACAGCUUCUGUUUCUUCCAGUCGCUUAUAGCCAUGUGGCGCUUAGCCUGGCUGUGGUCUGGGUGUGUAAGAUUUGCUGUGACCAGGUGUAGAAUAAACGGGCACCACCAUGCGUUAUCCUUGGAAGCACUGUGCUUUAUCACCUGCACCUCCGGGGCCAAGAACCAUGUCCAGCUAUUGGCAACAGUAGCUUGACCGCUUCUUGGCCGGUCCCAACAUCCGGUCUCAGGCACUGCAGGUAGCCCUGGGUCAGGCCUUAGGGCUUGCCCAGGGACACCCACCUGUGUCAGGAGGUCUCCCCGGCUUCUCUGUACAGCUCCAGUCAGAAGGUGACAUUUGGAGGUGCGGGAGGCACGGGAGUGCUCUGGAGCCGGUCUGUGGAGCGGCCGAGAGCUGCCUAGAGCCAUGGCGCCGGCUGCCCCCAGCCGCCCCGCACACAGCUUUCUCCUGGCAGCUUUGUUCUCAGAUUCACUGAGGUGAUUACCGAGCCCCUCUGAGUGCCGAGCACAGCAGGAUCUCCUGCCUCCCUGAUCAUCAUGUCCUGGUUUCCCGGGCAGGUAGACAAGUUGUGCAGAGAGCAGCAUGCUUUGUUGGUCUGGAGUCAAGGGAAUAGUAGUGCUGACCUCCCAUUGCCCCUGAGGUCACUUUAUCAGCCAGGGGACCCCUGUGUGUGUUUUCCUAACAGGCAUCAAGAAGCAAGGAACCCUGGGGCUUUUCCCAACAGGAGGAAUGUUCCCCUAGCAUUUGAUCUAUAGCUUUAUUCCUCUUAAAUUCUCUCCGUUUGCGAUGAGACAACCGCCCCCGCCAGCCUCUAUACACACAUACUCAGUAGUUUCCAUUCUAGUUUCAUGCCCUUGGCUCAGAUAAUGCUCCCAGGAGGCACUGUGCGCAGGAGCUCCAGUCUUGAUUUGAUCCAUCCACCCCCAAAUGAGGGCAUCUCUUCCUAGUUACUUGGGGGCUAGGAAGUGGAGAGGAACCACACUUCACCCAGAGGUGGCGCUCUUUCCAUGCCUUGUUCACAGAACGUCCGGGCUUGGAGAGCCAGGACCUUGGUCACAAGAGAUGGCUAUUAGAAAUUUGCCAACGUGAUCUGUGACCCCUGUGGUUACACUUCGGUACAAACUAGGCCUAUCGUAGCCCUCUGCUGUUUCCUUUGUCAGGAAAUCAGCCACGUGCCGAAAGACACUCCAUGAGAGUAGGAAUGGGGAUAAGCCAGUUGCCCAAUGUUGAUAUUUUUAACAAAAAGUCUGAAACCAGCUUGCUUACUAUAGUGUGCUUUCCAGGGACCUUCAUUUUCUUUCUAAUGUAGGGCUGGAGCAAGUGUCUAGAAGGUUGGUGUUGGGGCACCUGGGUGCCUCAGGUGGUUAAGUGCC